Messenger RNA from Camponotus floridanus (Florida carpenter ant), 2134 nucleotides. Its product is annotated as sentrin-specific protease 1. The transcript is spliced from 2 exons. Gene Ontology annotation, cellular component: nucleus. The record is from RefSeq and is a predicted model, not a curated record. The coding region runs from base 192 to 1946 and encodes 584 amino acids. Gene Ontology annotation, molecular function: deSUMOylase activity. NCBI's taxonomy places the organism in Eukaryota, Metazoa, Arthropoda, Insecta, Hymenoptera, Formicidae. Gene Ontology annotation, biological process: protein desumoylation.
UCCCAUCCGUCACUUGAGAAUCCCUAGCUCUAAUAUGCUCGUCGAAGCGAGGUGGCCGCUAGUCAGAAACGAAAUACGUAUCAGUGUUUGCAUAUUUUUGCCUAAUUUCAGAUAUGAUGUCGAGCUAAAUAGAAGACAGUGAAUGUGUUGAAUGGACAAUAAAAUUAUUGGGAUAUAUAUUUUUCUUGACAAUGACAAUGAUAUUUGAUUUUUUGAAGAAAAUUUUUGGAUGGGCAGAUGAGCAAUCUAAAAAACGAAAAGCUUCCAGGGAUUAUAACUUUGAGAGAGAAUUUCAUACGCCAAAGAGGUUUAAAACCAGUUGCAACACGGUACGUUCCAUGGAAGAUUAUUUUGAUAUUGAUGACAGUGAUGACGAUGAUGAUGUUAUAUUCCUGAGCGAACAGAAAUGUUCUCCAACAAGACCAUGUGCCAAGUUGAAUGGCACUCACAAGAAACAACCAUCUCAUCAAUGUCAUGCAUCAGUUCCAUCUUCCGCUUAUAAAUCCACAUGCUCUCCAUUUAUGUCGCAUCAAUCAAUCAACAAUAAAUCUACUAUGGGCCAUUUAAUCAACCAUAAACACAGGAUACAAGAUCCUAGUCAUAAAUGUCUUACGUUAUGUAAAACAAAUCAGUUGAAAGAAAGACAUCAGUACGAAGAAUUGCUGCAUAAUUUCCUUCCAAAUAGGAUACAUAUAUUGAAACAUAAAUGUGCAGAACAUACUUAUAUGCAUAAGCCCAUAGUAAUCGAUUUGGAAAAACACGAGGAGGUUGUAACACCUAAUGAUAAGGUUCAACCUGUCACCACCAAUGCUCCUGUGCACUCCUGUACGGUGUACUCUAGCAGAGGCAACUUAUCGAGUUGUACUAGAAUAGACAAGGGAAAAGUUCCUACUUUAGAUUAUGGCAAGAAAGAUAUUACAUCGCAUUUACAAUCCUUCAAGAAGAUUACAAUCGAUAAGCCCAACAUCAGUACAGUAAAACCUGUUACUGUGCCGAAGUCGCCUGUUAAAGUCGUCGCAACUAAUUCCUUACGCGACGAGUUGGCCGCGAAAGCAGUCAUGAGGCAGGAUUUUAUCCCGCAAGUUGCCAAGAGAUAUAACGAGCGAAUCGAGCAGCGGCAUAGAGAGGCCGAAGAACUGAAAAAAAUGACAUGUGUGUUAUCAAAACACAAUAGAUAUGCGCGGGAAGCGGCUCUAGAAGAACAGUUAGCACGCUCUAUGAGACUAUGUCUAGCUGUUCUGGAUGACAGAGAAGAACCGGAAGAACCAGCAUUACCAGUGCUUACGGAUAAAAUGGUACAAGAAGUGAGAAAUGCUCUCAUACCUUGUCCACAAGAUGAGGUUCUCGCAGAAGGUUUUGGCCUGAGGAUCACAAGAAAGGACAUCCAUACAUUGGCUGGCUUAAAUUGGUUAAAUGACGAAGUGAUAAACUUCUAUAUGAACUUGUUGAUCGCCAGAGGCACGUCCUCCAAUAAAUACCCGAAGGUACAUGCCAUGAACACAUUUUUCUAUCCGAAAUUACUCUCAGGUGGACACUCAUCUCUGAGACGAUGGACCAGAAAGGUGGAUAUAUUUGCACAGGAUCUCGUGGUCGUGCCCAUACAUCUCGAUAUUCACUGGUGUAUGUCGAUAAUAGAUUUCCGGGACAAAUCAAUUCUUUAUUACGAUAGUAUGGGUGGCAAUAAUCCAAAGUGCCUGAUGGCACUAAAGCAGUAUCUACAAGAUGAAAGUCAGGACAAGAAGAAACAACCAUACGAUAUGAGCAACUGGACAUUGCAGUCUGCCAAAAAUAUUCCUCAACAAAUGAAUGGCAGUGAUUGUGGAAUGUUUUCCUGUAUGUUCGCCGAGUAUGUCUGCGCCAACAAGAAGAUAACUUUUACACAGGAUGAUAUGCCGUAUUUUAGGAACAAAAUGGUUUAUGAGAUACUGAAAGGUAAACUUUUGUAAAGGAAAGGAAGAGAUUAAUAUUAGGAAGCGCCUAUAUUUCCAAACAGAUCUGAUUCUAUAAAGAAUUAUCCGGAAAAAACCAGUAAUAAUUCAUUAAUAUAUUAAUCUUGAAAGGAGAAGACAAGUGAAAGUUACUCAAUUGAUUUUCCGUACUCUGGACCAAACUAAAAAAUAUUUAUUAGAGAUUU